Messenger RNA from Zasmidium cellare ATCC 36951, 2622 nucleotides. RefSeq lists its product as uncharacterized. The transcript has a single exon. The record is from RefSeq and is a predicted model, not a curated record. Gene Ontology annotation, molecular function: nucleic acid binding. Lineage: Eukaryota; Fungi; Ascomycota; Dothideomycetes; Mycosphaerellales; Mycosphaerellaceae. Gene Ontology annotation, biological process: galactose metabolic process. Bases 1 to 2622 code for a protein of 873 amino acids.
AUGGCCUCCGCCCCGGCGGCGUCUUCGGCAGACGCAAAGAAGGACAAGCCCUCUUUUGCAAAGGUAUUUCGCCCCCGUGACGCAACCACCUUUCAAGGAUCUCGGCUGACUUGGGUACAGAUCGCCGCAGCCGGUAUUAAGCCUCCGAAUGUUCAGCAGAAUCCCCCCACUUCUUCUCCCAACACCAACCAGAAACAUGAAGUACUACCUUCUCCGCCGCAAGACGGCGCCCCCAUUGUCGCUCCUUCAAACGGACCCAGCCAGACCGCUGGUGGGCCUAGGCAUAAGAAACUUGUGCAACUUGCUUCCAAUGACAUGAAACAUACAAAAGAGCCGGUCGAGAUGGGUCCUAAUGGACCGGAGGUGCGAGUGCAGAUUGUGGAGUCGGUGCCCCAGCGGCCGCGAGAGCCUGCGCCGGAAGGGUCACUCAUGCCCUCGUCAGAUGAUGUCGGCACACAGGUCUCCUCGUCGAGCGGGUCUAACAAACCUCAAAGCUUGGACGGGAAGAGUGACGUCGCGUCUGGGACUACAUUCGCCUUGGAUGAGAAGGACUCAUUGCGGCCGGAUGAUAGCGCCAGUGUGAAGGCCGUGGAUGAAGAGGAUAUGUUUUCGCCUCCUGGGUCUGGGCUUCCUGGAUCUCGAAUAGGAUCUGAUGAUGGCGUGCGCGCAUUCAGGGACCAGCUUCGAGAGAUCUCGUCCAUGGAGCCUCAGCGCAGAGGGCCGCCUCCCAUCUUUGGGCAUGCGCCGAAGGGUGUUCUAUACGUACCACCACAAGGUCCUGGCAUUGGCUCUGUGCCCAGUGCCCAUCAAGCAGGGCCUCCUCCACCGGAACCGGUCGUUGACUGCGCUCCCGAUCAGAAGCUGCUCGACGCGUUGGAGAACCCGCGCGAUCGAGUGUGGGUGUUGAAGUUGGAGCAGGACGUUAUUGAUUUCGUCAAAGACCCGAAAGAGUCUUCCCUGACGCUUCCACAAUGCCACGCAUUUUACAGACUAUUGGCGCACAAGAUGGCUGAUUACUACAUGCUUGGACACCUCGUCGACGAUACCUCAGCUGCAGUGCGUCUGUACAAGACGCCUGACUGCCGAAUCCCACCACCACUUACCGGCAUCACUCAACCCUCCACUGCUGCGAGCACGCCUCCUCCUUCGGCUCAGCCGAUGAAGAUCUUGAAACGGGGAGCUGACAGGCCUGCUAUUGCAAACGGCUCCAACAUGCAAUCAAAGAGUGGAUCCGAGAAUGGCGAUAGUGGUGAUGAGAAGAAGAAGGGGCCUAUCACUCGUGAAGAGAGAGAAGCGAGGUAUGAGGCAGCACGGUUGCGGAUUAUGGGCUCUGCGAAGCCAACCGAGUCGCCGGAGACGAGCAAAGACAAGCAAGAGUCGCGACCGAGCUCUACGACUGGCAAGAAGAAUAAGAAGAAAGCUCGAGCGGAUAGUGACGAUGGUUUCGAUCCCCGUUCGGCUUACAGCAAUUUCUACACGCCGACGUAUGGUUCAGACGGAGUUACCACGCCUUCGUAUGGCUACCAAGGCUAUUCAGAGAGCGGAAACAACCCUUUCCCCAGCGCCUACGCUCCUCAGGGUGGCACAGGCAGUAUGCAACAGAUGCAACUUCAACAAAGUUCAAGCAAUCCGAACUGGAACCAGCAGUCCUACCAACAAGUUGACCCCACGCAAGCAUGGGCACAAGGGCAAUCCAGCGGAUACGAUCUCUCGGCAGAUUUCCAGCGAUCGAUGACUUUCCAGAAUCAAAUGCCGGCACAGAGCCCAAGUGUUGGUUAUAAUGCGAAUUAUGGUCCGCAAUACAAUUACGGUGGACAGCAGCAGGGGUGGUCUCAGCAACAGCAACAGCAGCCGCCGCCGCAAUAUCAAAUUCAGCCUAUAGUCUCCCAGGCUGGCUACGGCUACGGCUUGACAUACACCCCAACGACGAGUCAAUCACCGCACGAUCAGCCAUACGCGUUUGGGCAACUGCCAAGCCAGGCAUUCCCCGGCCGGCCACCCAGCAAGUCCGAGCAUCCCUUGCCUGGCAGUUACAAGAGUAAGCAUUUCAACCCACAAAGUCAGACCUUCAUCCCUGGGCAGACCAACGGUGGUAGCCCGUUCUCUCCACAUGCAGUGCCGGCGGGAUUUCACCAAGGCUACGGUGGGCAACUUCCUCAGCGCCAGAACUCGGCACAAUCUCAAGGCUCUGCUUUUGGUUCUCCGCAUCAUCAUAACUCGCCCAAUAUGAUGCAGAAUCGGACGCACUCGACGCCUCUCACGCAUCCACUGCCGCAGCCGGUGUUCCCACGCCAACCAUCACCCAAUGUACCUCUCCCCCCAAAGCCCGGCACAGCACCACAUCGAGCGAACGAAUACGCACCGAUCCCACCACCCGCAACCACAAUCCCACCCCAACAGCACAGCCAGAGUCUCCUCGCGAAAUGGGGCGCUCCCGCAUCACUCCCCGCCAAACCACCGCCCUCAGCCGAACCCUUCGAUGCAGUGAAGCUUAAGCAGAUUCAACAGCAAUCGUUCGUCAGUCCAGCUGCCACGGCGCGGCAUCCACCUGGGUUGCCGGCGUUUGGGACCAUGCCGCAGAACGGCGGGAGUCAGAUUGUGAAUGGGUCGAAGAGGGGAUGA